Messenger RNA from Anthonomus grandis grandis, 1730 nucleotides. It is a transcript of the gene MICU3, whose product is annotated as calcium uptake protein 3, mitochondrial. Bases 177 to 1511 code for a protein of 444 amino acids. The transcript is spliced from 10 exons. Gene Ontology annotation, molecular function: calcium ion binding. Gene Ontology annotation, cellular component: uniplex complex. The record is from RefSeq and is a predicted model, not a curated record. Gene Ontology annotation, biological process: mitochondrial calcium ion homeostasis; calcium import into the mitochondrion. NCBI's taxonomy places the organism in Eukaryota, Metazoa, Arthropoda, Insecta, Coleoptera, Curculionidae.
UUAUCCUGAUUUAGAAUUCCUGGACAGCAAAAUGGGAAUUUUGGAAUUACUCGCUGUUCCCGUCCAAUCCCUGUCCAGAAUUACGACCAAGUCUACGCCCGUUUCAAAUGUUUUAGCCAAUAAGUGAGGUUUGCGGUCCAAAUGUCAGGUUUAGGCUUGGAAUCCUAACCAAGAAAAUGACUAGUAAAUUCCUUUUAAGUUUUUUGAAAAGUAGAAAUGUUUCUUUUAUUCGGCAGUUUGGCAAAUUUUCAAAGAAAGUUGAUAAAACUAAACAAAUUUCAUUUUUAAGUGUUAUUACUGGAGGAUUUGUUUUUUAUUCAUCAUUUAGGCUUUAUGAGUCAAAUACUGUACAUGCUGCUCAGAACAAAAAUGAUGAAGAGGUGAAGAUUAUAAAAUUAACAUCAAGGGAAAAAAGAUUUAUAAAAUUUGCUUCUGUGGAAUAUGAUGGACAGUUAUAUAUGACACCACAAGAUUUUCUUGAGUCAGUUGUUGAGGCUGAUCCGAGACCGCGUUUUAAAAGGAGAGUUUUAAAUAGAAAAGAUAUUGAAAUCAUCAGAGACAAUACUCCUCCAUUAAGUCAGGGUAGUCCACACUUGUUCCGAGCUUUAAGAGAUAAAGGAAUUAUUUCAUACACUGAGUAUUUAUUUCUACUUUCGAUUUUGACAAAACCUCAGUCAGGAUUUCGUAUAGCAUUCAAUAUGUUUGAUACAGACGGAAAUCAAAGGGUUGAUAAAAAUGAAUUUCUAGUGAUAAAAAAAUUAUUGGCUGGUAAAAAAUUUGAAGACAGUGAACCCAUGGAAAAAAUAUUUAGUCAUGCUUGGAAAGGAAAAAGAGGAUUGGCGCCAGAAGGCGAGGAAUUAGAAUCCACGCCAGUUCAAGAGCAAUAUGUUAAUGAUGAGCAGGGAUUACAAAGACGACAUUUAGUCGACACAACCCUGUUAAUUCACUUCUUUGGACCUAAAGGAAAUACAGAUUUGAAUUUUGAAAAUUUCAGAAAAUUCAUGCUUCAUUUGCAAACCGAAGUCUUAGAACUGGAAUUCAGUGAAUUUGCCAAAGGAUUGCCAACCAUUUCUGAAGUCGAUUUUGCAAAGAUUUUACUUAGGUACACCUAUUUAGAUACGGAUGAAUAUGAUAUGUAUUUAGAUAGACUCCUGGACAGAAUUAAGGAUGCAAAUGGUAUUACUUUUGAGGAGUUUUAUGUAUUCUGCCAGUUUUUGAAUAAUCUAGAAGAUUUCAGUAUUGCAAUGAGAAUGUAUACUUUAGCUGACCAUCCGAUAUCAAAAGAUGAGUUUCAUCGAGCUGUCAAGAUAUGUACAGGUACCAAUCUAAGCUUACAUAUAGUUGACACUGUGUUUGCUAUUUUCGAUGAAGACGGAGAUGGACUUUUAAGUUACAGAGAAUUUAUCGCUAUUAUGAAGGAUAGACUGCAUAGAGGAUUUAAGACUUAUGCUAAAAAUGAAGGCUGGCAAGCGUUUAAAAAUUGCGUCAAGCAAGAAAUGAAGUCAAAAUAAAGGUUUCAGGCUUCCAAAGAAGAAACCUAUCAAAUUUUAAAAUGUUGCUGUUUUUUUAAGGUUGUGCUGUAAUGAUACUAUUUAUUACAUAUUGCUUCUAGUCACUAGAUAUAAUUAGCCACUUGAUAGAUAAAUCUUUGGUGUAAAACGUGUGCCAUAUAUUAAUGUUAUUAUUAUCUAUUUUUUGCGUUGUUUGAAAUAAAUAAUUUUUCAGUUUUA